This is a messenger RNA of Fukomys damarensis (Damara mole-rat), 3664 nucleotides long. RefSeq names its product molybdenum cofactor sulfurase (gene Mocos). Gene Ontology annotation, molecular function: pyridoxal phosphate binding; molybdenum ion binding; molybdenum cofactor sulfurtransferase activity. Bases 668 to 3115 code for a protein of 815 amino acids. Gene Ontology annotation, biological process: Mo-molybdopterin cofactor biosynthetic process. The transcript has 15 exons. The record is from RefSeq and is a predicted model, not a curated record. NCBI's taxonomy places the organism in Eukaryota, Metazoa, Chordata, Mammalia, Rodentia, Bathyergidae.
CGGCACCGUGUCGUUUGGGGAGCGUUUUGAAUGGAAAGAGUAAGGAUGUGUCCACCUGUCCGCUUCGGGGACACGGCUGCCCGGGGUCCCUCCUGCAACCCCAAGACCUCUUGCUCCUGCAGGCUCUAGACUUUUCAGUGGGGCAGGACCGACUUCGUCCCUUUUCAUCUUCCCUACCCCUGUUUCGAUGAGGUAACACGAUUAUAAAGGUCGAACUGCAGCCAGGGUUGCAAAAUGCUGCAUGUCCCCUGUCGAGGGCAGCUGCAGCGCGAGGGCGGCCAGCACGGGGUCGGGGCCAAGAGGCUGCGGUCGCCGGGCAGGGCGGGGUGGCCCACUUGCAACUUUCAUUUUCGAAGCUUCAUUUUUUUCUUUUCUGCGGUCGGGUCGGAAAUAUCUCUCCGAGCUCUUCCCACCUCCAGUUCUCUGGGACACUUGAAGAUUAGCGAACCGUACAAUUUGAGCUUUAAGAACCGGACAAGCCUGUAGGUAAAUUGGUGGCGCCGGAUGCCACUGAAUUCUGCGAGGCGGCACCUGCUGAUUAAGCUGAAAUCAAGCCCCAUCUGGCUGUGACCGAUCUCAGCCCAUUGCUUCAGAAACUGUCUACCUGGACCAUGCAGGAGCCACCUUGUUCCCUCAAAGCCAGCUCACAAACUUUACUAAGGAUCUCAUGGAAAAUGUUUAUGGUAAUCCUCACAGUCAGAAUAUCACAAGCAAGCUCACCCAUGACACCGUGGAGCAGGUGCGUUACAGGGUUCUGGCACAUUUUCACACCACGCCCGAGGACUAUAGCAUUAUUUUCACAUCCGGGAGCACGGCUGCCCUCAAACUGGUGGCAGAGGCCUUUCCGUGGGUGUCCAGGGGCCCAGAGAAUGGCGGGAGUCAAUUCUGUUACCUCACCGACAACCACACCUCUGUGGUGGGCAUGAGGAAGGUUGCUGAGGCCAGGAACGUCACGUCCACCUCUGUCAGCCCAGAGGACAUGUGGUCAGCUGAGGUACGGGGUGCCAUGGCCUGUGACCCCAGCUGCCAGCUUCCACACCUCUUCUGUUACCCAGCUCAAAGUAACUUUUCAGGAACCAGAUAUCCCCUCUCCUGGAUAGAGGAGGUCAAGUCCGGGCGGCUGAACCCUGCAAAUGUGCCUGGGAAAUGGUUUGUGCUGCUGGAUGCAGCCUCCUACGUGAGCACCUCGCCUUUGGACCUCUCGGCUCACCAGGCAGACUUUGUCCCCAUCUCCUUCUAUAAGAUCUUCGGAUUCCCCACCGGCUUGGGUGCUCUGCUAAUCAACAAUCGUGUGGCUCCACGACUGAGGAAAAGCUACUUUGGAGGAGGGACCGCUGCUGCCUACCUUGUGGGAGAAGACUUCUACGUCCCGAGGCCUCUGGUGUCUGAAAGGUUUGAAGAUGGCACCAUCUCAUACCUCGACGUGAUAGCGCUGAAACAUGGAUUUGAUGCCCUGGAGCGCCUGACAGGUGGCAUGGAGAACAUUAUGCAGCACACCUUCUCACUGGCUCAGUACACCCACGCCGCCCUGUCCUCUCUCCACUACCUCAACGGAGCCCCAGUGGUGCGGAUUUACAGCGACUCUGAGUUCAGCAGCCCGGACGUUCAGGGUCCAAUCAUCAACUUUAAUGUGCUGGAUAAUGGCGGGAACAUCAUUGGUUACUCCGAGGUGGACAAAAUGGCCAGCCUGUACAACAUCCACCUGCGAACUGGCUGCUUCUGUAACACAGGGGCCUGCCAGAGGCACCUGGGCAUAAGCAACGAGAUGGUCAAGAAGCAUCUUGAGGCUGGUCAUGUCUGUGGAGACAAUGUUGACCUCAUAGAUGGGCAGCCUACGGGCUCCGUGAGGAUUUCCUUUGGGUACAUGUCUACAUUGGAGGACGCCCAGGCAUUUCUCAGGUUCAUUGUAGCCACUCGCCUGUGCUUACCAGGCAGCCAGCCUGUCCCUCAGGCCAGCACCGGGGAAGCUGGAGCCCCAACAACAGAGGGGAAGGCGCAGGACAUGCCCACGGUCACUGGCAGACAUUGUGUCUCACCUCGGGAGGGCACCCGCAUGGGCUCCGGGGUUUGGAAUAACUCCAGCUCCACUGUGAAUAUCGUGGAUUUGUGUGCUUCACUGAGAAAGGCUGUUAGAACCCAGAAGACUCCUUCAGAGAAAGCUGCAGGCAUCCUGCCUGGGGACCGUGGGCCAUACACUGUCACCAACCUUUACCUCUACCCCAUCAAAUCCUGUGCUGCAUUUGAGGUGACCAGGUGGCCCAUAGGAAACCAAGGGCUGCUGUAUGACCGGAGCUGGAUGAUCGUGAAUCACAAUGGCAUUUGCCUGAGUCAGAAGCAGGAGCCAAGCCUUUGCCUGAUCCAGCCCUUCAUUGACCUGCAGCAAAGGAUCAUGGUUGUCAAAGCCAAAGGCAUGGAGCCCAUAGAGGUGCCUCUUGAGGAAGAUAGUGGCCGGGUUCAGAUUUGCCAAAGCACAGUGUGUACAGACAGGAUAAAUGCUUAUGAUUGUGGAGAAAAAAUUUCAAGCUGGUUGUCGAAAUUUUUAGGCCGUCCUUGUCAUUUAAUCAAACAAAGUUCAAACUUUCAACGAAAUGCAAAGAAGAAGCAUGGAAAAGAUCAGUCUACUGGCAUAACAGCCGCCCUUUCUUUGGUGAAUGAGGCACAGUACCUGCUGGUAAACACAUCGAGCAUUCUGGAACUUCAUCAGCAAUUGAUCACCAGUGGUGAGAAUGGAAAGGAGGAAUUAUUCCCAAUGAAAGAUCUCAUCUCACGGUUCCGGGCCAAUAUCAUUAUGAAUGGAACAAGAGCUUUUGAAGAAGAGAAAUGGAAUGAGGCCUCAAUUGGUUCCUUGCAUUUCCAGGUUCUGGGGCCUUGUCACAGAUGCCAGAUGAUUUGCAUCAACCAGCAGACUGGGCAGCGAAACCAAGACGUUUUCCAAAAACUCUCCGAGAGUCGCAAGAGAAAAGUGAACUUCGGUGUGUACCUGAUGCAUACAUCCUUGGAUUCAUCUUCUCCGUGUUUCCUGUCUGUGGGGUCUCAAGUGCUCCCUGUGUUGAAAGAGAAUGUGGAACACCGUGACCUGCCUGCUUCUGAGGAAUGCCGAGAUCUUGUCUCCUAAAAUGUUUUUUUUCCCCCAGAAUGCAUUUAAGGUUUUCUUUUCCAAUGAUUUCUACUGUUAUAAAGAUCUGAGGCUUGGUCCUGUAAAAUUUGGUCUUUGAACCAGGGCAGUUCUUUCUUUUCCUUUGGAAGUAGAGCAUGCUCUCCUCUGGUUCUUCUGACUUCUCACUCAGGUUUGCACUGGUCAUGCCAGAGGAGCAAUUCCAAGGCCUCAGGACUGAAUGCUGUGCCCAUUUGUAUGGGAGCGAGACUCCCAUACAAAUUUGAAUUGUGAUCAUUUGCAGUCAGAUGAGAUUUUUUUUGUGUGUGAGGUGGAGUCUCACUAUAUUUGGGUCUGGCCUUGGGCUCCUAGGCUCAAGUGUAUCUAGUAGCUGAGACUACAGGCAUGCACUAGCUUCAGAUGAAGUUUUGAAUGUAAUUCAUUGGGAUAGUUUAACCAAGUAUAGGUUUUUAUUUGGCCAUUUUCUUAGAAUCCUUAGGAUCUUUCCAGCCUCUUUGUGCUGAGGAAGGGGUCUGUGCCCACUGAUCUUAAUGGUAUAAGAAGGUGCCC